This is a messenger RNA of Choloepus didactylus (southern two-toed sloth), 255 nucleotides long. Its product is annotated as small cell adhesion glycoprotein-like. The record is from RefSeq and is a predicted model, not a curated record. The coding region runs from base 1 to 255 and encodes 84 amino acids. The transcript has a single exon. Lineage: Eukaryota; Metazoa; Chordata; Mammalia; Pilosa; Megalonychidae.
AUGAGCAGCCCCCCAAGCACUCCUUCCCGGGGAGGGGAAAAACUGCUGACCACCCCAAUUCUGCAGGCCACAAAUGCCCUGUCCCCAGAAGCUGAAGCCAGCACAGCUCUCAUUGCAGUUGUUAUCACCAUGGUCUUCCUCACACUGCUCUCAGACGUGAUCUUGAUCUUCUUUUACUUGUACAAGAACAGAGGCAGCUACGUCACCUAUGAACCUGCUGAAGGCGAGCCCAGCGCCAUCCUGCAGAUGGAGUGA